Messenger RNA from Protobothrops mucrosquamatus (brown spotted pit viper), 1459 nucleotides. It is a transcript of the gene PRR7, whose product is annotated as proline rich 7, synaptic. Bases 398 to 1120 code for a protein of 240 amino acids. The record is from RefSeq and is a predicted model, not a curated record. The transcript has 2 exons. NCBI's taxonomy places the organism in Eukaryota, Metazoa, Chordata, Lepidosauria, Squamata, Viperidae.
ACCAGUUCCAUGGCCACAACUGCCAAGGGCUUACAGAAGACUGUGUGAGUGAAAGAGUGGCAGCACUCAGACCUCGGAUCCCACCAGCACUUCCCCAGACUGAAGUAGCACCUGGAUUUCUGGUCUGUGCCAUAGAGCAGGCCAGGGAGACUGAGGAACUGUUAUGGCCCCAUUGGCAUGAAUAGGUUGCAAGGAAGGCAGAGACAGUUUCACCUGCAGAAGUAAGCCUUUCACCUGCAGAAGUAAGCCUUUCACCUGCAAGAAGUAAGCCUCUUUGCAGAAGAGACCUGAGAAAGUGAGAUCUUUCUUUCCCUCCAAGCUGGAUCGAAGAAGGACUUUAAAUUCAGAGCCUGUCAAGAGAAGUCUCUGAGGCCCUACCUUAGUUCCCAGAGUAAAGAUGGUGAUGUCCCACGGCACCUACACCUUCCUCACCUGCUUUGCUGGCUUUUGGCUUAUCUGGGGGCUCAUUGUGCUGCUGUGUUGCUUCUGCAGCUACCUGCGACGACGCAUGAAACGGCGACAGGAGGAGAGGCUGCGGGAGCAGCACCUGCGCACGUUGGAAAUGGAGCCCUUGCAUUACGAGGGCUAUGGGGGCCCUGCUUAUGGGGGCCCUGCCUAUGGGGGAGGUUACAUCAGAAGCCCACCAGGCAUUCCUGUGCCCCACCGACUCCGCAUUGAGCCCCACCACCCUCACCACCUCCCGCCCCCAAGGCCUUGGAGCUGUAGGCAUGAGCCAGACCCGUCUAAGCCUCCAUGCUAUGAGGAAGCAGUGCUGAUGGCUGAGCCACCCCCACCCUACAGCGAAGUCCUGACAGACACACGUGGCUUGUAUCGCAAGAUCAACGCCCCGUUCCUGAGCCACGAGCAGCCAGAGAAGCAGGAGCAGCCGCCCAGCUAUAAGCCCCUUUUCCUGGAUCGGGGCUACGGCUCAGCCCUCCACCUGCCGAGCUCAGCCAGCCAGGGCCCCACCUGCACCAACCUCUACUUGGAGUCAGAGCAUUCACAACGUAUCUUCCCAAGCUGGACAGACUCUGAACUCAGCACCAGAGACAGCUACGACUCCGGGCCCUGGCAUCUGCCCGUCUCAAUGCCUUUAUUUGGCAGGACUACGGCAGUGUAGCGUGCCAUAUUGCGACCUAGGUGGGACUCUGGUUGCUGCAUGGAUCUGAGCAGCCUGUUCCCUUGGCCUGUGGGAGCCACCAGGUCCCGUAGUCCAAGCCUUCCAGACGUGUCUGGGCCACAGUCUUCACAGCGCAAAGAUCCCCGUUGCAACUGACCUCUUGGCCAGGGCGAGAGUGGGGCUGGUCUCCCCAUCUCAACCACUUCCCUUUCUCUGGGCCCACUACUGGCUCUGUUGGUGCUGACUGUAAGGGGGGGGGGCCUCUGGCUUGGCCUAAACUUCGUUUCCUAUCUUUUGUUUGUUACAUUUUGACAACAAUAAAGUUUGUGGAACCUGAUU